Molecule: messenger RNA, 2847 nt
Organism: Populus euphratica (Euphrates poplar)
Lineage: Eukaryota; Viridiplantae; Streptophyta; Magnoliopsida; Malpighiales; Salicaceae
Product: potassium channel SKOR
Exons: 13
Coding region: 100-2670 (856 amino acids)
Biological process (GO): transmembrane transport; potassium ion transport
Cellular component (GO): membrane
Molecular function (GO): voltage-gated potassium channel activity; protein binding
Source: RefSeq, a predicted model, not a curated record
AAAAAGCACCAUCCAUUCCUCAACUUGCACCCUUUUAACCCUCUCCCUCUCGAGCUCUCUCCUCCUCCUCCCUCCAAAGGGCAGUUGAUCGAUCUUUUCAUGGUUAAAGCUCUCAAAAGGGACGUUGCUUUGAAUAACAGCAUGGGUGGUGAUCAUCAUAGAGAGAGAAACAAGAAAGAAUCCGAUAAUGAUGAUGAUGAAGAUGAAAUGGAAUACGAAGUGCAAGAUUUGAGAGACAGGAUAAAAUCAUCAAGAGGGAGUCGAUUUAAUUUGAUAGAGAAUGAGUUUGGACUCGUUAAUAAUACCGAGUCAUCGUUGAUUACAAAUUUGAGAAGAAAACUGAGUCGUGAAUCGGUUAUUAAUGGUAUUCGUUACGUCUCCACAGGUCCCGUUAUCCAUCCCGAUAACUGGUGGUAUCGUGCAUGGACAAUAUUUAUACUAUUAUGGGCAGUGUACUCUUCCUUCUUUACACCAAUGGAGUUUGGUUUCUUCAGGGGAUUGCCUGAGAAUCUCUUCAUAAUGGACAUAGUUGGACAGGUUGCUUUUCUUCUUGAUAUCAUUUUACAAUUCUUCGUUGCCUACAGAGACAGUCAGACUUAUCGUAUGAUCUAUAAGCGCUCACCUAUUGCUCUUCGGUACUUGAAAUCUCAUUUCAUCAUUGAUUUACUUGGCUGCCUGCCUUGGGACAUCAUCUUCAAGGUUUGUGGACGUAGAGAAGAAGUGAGGUAUCUUUUAUGGAUUAGGCUGAGCAGGGUGCGGAAAGUAACUUCUUUUUUCCAAAAACUGGAGAAAGAUACACGAAUUAAUUACCUCUUUACGAGGAUUGUAAAGCUUAUAGUAGUAGAACUCUAUUGCACACACACCGCAGCCUGCAUCUUUUACUAUUUGGCUACCACCAUGCCAGCUUCUCACGAAGGGUAUACAUGGAUUGGAAGUUUGAAGUUGGGUGAUUAUAAUUAUACAAACUUCAGGGAGAUCGAUAUUUGGAUGCGCUACACAACAUCUUUAUAUUUUGCCGUCGUCACUAUGGCCACCGUUGGGUAUGGAGAUAUACAUGCUGUUAACUUGAGGGAAAUGAUAUUUGUAAUGAUCUUUGUGUCCUUCGACAUGAUUCUCGGUGCUUAUUUGAUCGGAAAUAUGACAGCAUUAAUAGUAAAAGGUUCAAAGACAGAAAAGUUCAGAGAUAAAAUGACAGAUCUCAUCAAAUAUAUGAAUAGAAAUAGACUUGGAAAGGACAUCCGUAGUCAGAUUAAAGGCCAUUUGCGCUUACAGUAUGAGAGUAGCUAUACUGAGGCUUCUGCACUGCAGGAUCUCCCCAUCUCUAUUCGUGCUAAGAUUUCCCAAACUUUGUACACAGAAUAUAUUGAAAAGGUUCCCUUGGUUAAGGAUUGCUCUGCCGAAUUUAUUAAUCAAAUUGUCAUUAGGCUUCACGAGGAGUUCUUUCUCCCAGGAGAAGUAAUUAUGGAACAGGGGAACGUGGUAGAUCAACUUUAUUUUGUCUGUCAUGGUGUGCUGGAAGAGGUUGCAAUAGGGCAAGAUGGAUCAGAAGAAACUGUCAAACUUUUGCCUCCUAACAGCUCAUUUGGAGAAAUUUCUAUUCUUUGCAACAUUCCGCAGCCUUAUACAGUUAGAGUUUGUGAGUUAUGUCGGCUUUUACGGAUUGAUAAACAAUCUUUAUCAAAUAUACUUGAGAUUUACUUUUACGAUGGACGCAGAAUCUUGGACAACCUUUUAGAGGGGAAAGAAUCCAAUCUUCAAUAUAAGCAGUUGGAAUCAGAUAUUACAUUUCAUAUUGGGAAGCAAGAAGCUGAACUUGCUUUGCGGGUGAAUAGCACAGCUUAUCAUGGAGAUCUUUAUCAGCUGAAGGGCUUGAUCCGAGCAGGUGCUGAUCCCAAUAGAACAGAUUAUGAUGGAAGAUCACCCUUGCAUCUUGCCGCAUCUAGAGGUUAUGAAGAUACCAUACGUUUCCUUAUUCAAGAAGGAGUUGACAUUAACAUCAAAGAUAAAUUUGGAAACACACCAUUGUUGGAAGCUAUCAAGAAUGGACAUGAUCGAGUUGCAUCUUUACUUUCUGAACAAGGGGCCAUCUUGAACAUAGAUGAUGCUGGGAGUGUUCUGUGUAGAGCUGUUGCAAGAGGGGAUUCAGAUUUUCUCAAAAGGGUUUUGUCCAAUGGAAUUGAUCCGAACUCUAAAGACUAUGAUCACCGGACUCCACUUCAUGUAGCUGCAUCAGAAGGAUUAUAUUUGAUGGCAAAGCUGCUGAUAGAAGCUGGUGCUAGUGUUUUCUCGAAGGACAGAUGGGGUAACACUCCACUUGUUGAAGGCCGGAUCUGUGGGAACAAGAAUUUGAUCAAGCUGUUAGAAGAAGCAAAAUCUUCCCAGAAAUUGGAAUUUCAUUAUGCCUCCCAUGAAACCACAGAAAAAAUGCUCCCAAAGAAAUGUACAAUUUUCCCUUUCCACCCAUGGGGUGCAAAAGAACAGAGAAGACCUGGAGUAGUGCUAUGGAUCCCACACACCAUGGAAGAGCUUGUAAAAGCAGCAUCAGAGAAGCUACAGCUUCCAGAUGGUUCUUGUAUAUUAUCAGAAGAUGCUGGUAAAAUUCUUGAAGUAGACAUGAUCGAUGAUGGCCAGAAGUUGUAUCUAACAAGUGAUCAAACAAAUCAGUUAUGAAGAUCACCACAGUUGUAAUAUAUGGUGGCCUAGUUUUGUUUUGUAUCAUCAUGUUUGUAUGAGUUUCUUCUGCCUGCUGCAUGUCUACGUUUUCUAAAUCUAAAUAAUGCUUAUGAUACAAGCAUGCGAUGAUUAUAUUUCUGCAAAUACAUGUCCAAGAGAGUUCAUUUGUUUCCC